AUGCACCCGGAGCCGCCCCGUUAUCCUCGCCGUGCUGCGCCGCGCGCCGACGUGAGAUGGUCGAGCGGCGAAGGCUGGUCGUCGCCAGAGGGCAGCAGUGUGGCGGCGGCGUCGGCUUGCGAUGAGGCGGCGUCUCAGGCUGGCGCGGCAGGCGACGCUGGGGCGGCGGCGUGCGACGCAUCGCCGCCGCCGCAGGGGGUUCCGGUGGGCGACGACUUUGUCGAGCCAAUGUGCCGUGAGACGGACUCGCGCUUUGUGCUGUUUCCGAUCCAGCACGCCGACAUCUGGCAGAUGUACAAGCAGCACGAGGCGUCGUUCUGGACGGCGGAGGAGAUCGACCUCGGCCCGGACCGCAAGGACUGGGAGCGGCUGACUGCGGACGAGCGGCACUUCAUCACGCAUGUCCUCGCCUUCUUCGCCUCGUCCGACGGCAUUGUGGUCGAGAACCUCGCGGAGCGCUUCUGCCGCGACAUCAAGGGGCUGCACUGCGACUUCGCCUGCCUGCUCUUCUCCAAGCUGGAGCGUCCGCCGCCGCGCGAGCGGGUGCUCGACAUCAUCCGCGAGGCGGUCGAGAUCGAGCGCGUCUUCGUCACCGACGCGCUCCCCGUCUCGCUCAUCGGCAUGAACGCGCGGCUGAUGACGCAGUACAUCGAGUUUGUCGCCGACCGCCUCCUCGGCGAGCUCGGCGUCGGCGCGCACUGGGGCGUGGCCAACCCGUUCGACUGGAUGGAGCUCAUCUCGAUGCAGGGCAAGACAAACUUCUUCGAGCGGCGCGUCGGCGAGUACCAAAAGGCGGGCGUCAUGGGCGGCGGCCAGCAGGGUGGCGGCCGCGAGUUCACGCUCGACGCCGACUUUUGA
Molecule: messenger RNA, 858 nt
Organism: Emiliania huxleyi CCMP1516
Lineage: Eukaryota; Haptophyta; Isochrysidales; Noelaerhabdaceae
Product: small subunit of putative ribonucleoside-diphosphate reductase
Exons: 2
Coding region: 1-858 (285 amino acids)
Biological process (GO): deoxyribonucleotide biosynthetic process
Molecular function (GO): oxidoreductase activity
Source: RefSeq, a predicted model, not a curated record